UGGUGCAAUUUGAGCUGAAUUUUGCGUUUGUUUUUUAAAGUUUCCAAAAGUUUGCCGUAUUUUGGAAAGUUUUGUUCAUCGUCUGGCGUAAAAGUAGAACAACGAGCAAUGUUUGCCGUGGUUAGGUGAAAAAGUUUUCAGGUGGUUCACGAGAAAAUUCGAAAUAUUUUCCCCCUCCCAGGAAAGCAGGCAAAAUAUGAGAAAAUGUUUGACCGGCCAAGAUGUCGCGAUUGGAGUCCCCUCUCAACGCAGCAGCUCCGGUUGCGCAGCCUGAUCCAGAUUUCCGGCCACAACAUCGUGACGGACCACCCGAAAUGUUCGGUGUACUUUACGCUGCACACGACCACGAUGUCGGCGCCGUUCUACACCAGCGAGCCGCAGGACAUCCACAGCAACAUCAUCUGGCCGGAGAUUAACUGUCCGACGAUGGUAAAGUCUUCGUUGCGGUGCGUUUGCGUUCGCGUGUGGCAGCACCGCCCGCCCGAGGAGAGUCCUCCGGCUGCUGCUGAGCCAGUUGGAGGGGAAGAGCACACAGAAGGUGAUACGCAGCUGUUCCUGUGGGGCGUGUACUUUUCCGGGCUGGUUCCGCUGACGAGGAGAAGCGAAAAGCGACUAAAGGCCAACACGCUGGUUUUUCAAAUGCACGGAGGUUUCUUCACGUCGGCCGAAAACAUACUUGAUGGGGACGAACCUGUGAGGCCGUCGUCAGCGUCGUCCUCCGUUAAAACACCAACUUCGUUUGCCAACAGCAUCGAAGGCAAAAAGCUAGGCUUAUUUUCCGAUAAAACUGAUUUACUCUGUGAUAAUAGCGAUAGUAGUUCUCCUCUCAGUUGGUACGGCCCGAGCAGUGGCGGAAAAGCGCGGCCUGCCGUCAGUCCGACACCGACGGAAGCCGAAACGAACCUGAAGAUCCGGUACCUCUUCAUGGAGUUUCUCAGGACGGAGAUUCGACCCAGCUACGACGUGCAACGGUUGCUCGCGGUUCAAGAACGCCAGCGUCGCAUCAAGUACGAAAGCGAAAGCGCCAAAGAAUUGACCGAUCGGAUCUGCAUGAAGAGCGCGUACUGUCUCAACCUGGAUCUGUUCACCGACAAGCAGCUCGUGUAUCACGCGUCCACCUCAGCCAACCAGAACCGAGGCGGCAUGGGACGACAGCUGAGCCGGUUGCUGUACCAGGAACGCGAACCCCUCAAGCCGGAAAUUCUCCUCAAAGCCCAGGAACUGCGGCGUCAAAUCGAGCUGGCUCGGUUCCGCAGCCGGAUUCUGCUCCAGGAGAAGGAACGCAUCCGGGGCAGCAUCCGGCAGUUGCAGCACAAACUGCACACAAUCAUCGACCACAACAUCGAGGGGGAAUCGGCGCUGAUGGCCAACUACCGGAACUACGGCCGCGAGAAGGAGGCGCUGUACCAGCAGAAGUUGGCCUACGCGAGCGAAAAAGAAAGCUACCGCGAGCUUAGGACAAAGGUGCUGGCCGCCAGGCAUCGGCUGCUGCGGGGGCUGAACGAGAUCUACUGCAUAAGGAAGACCAACAGUGGCACCACGUGCACGAUCAACGACGUCGCCCUGCCGAACGCGGAAUCGUACACGGACGCAACCCCGGCGCUGGCAUUCAGCGUGGCCCUCGGCUAUGUUGCGCACGCCGUCACGAUGUGCUCCUCGAUCCUGAAUAUUCCUGUUAGAAAUCCAAUAAAAUACGAAGGAUCUCGAUCAAAAAUGGUUGACUGCAUCAAGAUGCUACCGACGGCAGACCGAGAAUUCCCGCUCUACUGCCGUUCUGGCCCGCCCACGAACGCCCUCCUGUACGCGGUGUUCCUCCUCAACCAGAACAUCUCCCAGCUCAAGUACGCUCUCUGUCUGAGCCGGGGCGACCCGCGGGCCACACUCGCCAACCUGCACGAAAUCAUGAACGUCCCCUCGAUCAACGUGCUCAGCCGCGACAUCGAGGAACCGUUCCAGUCGAUCCAGACGGCCACGUCCGGCUCUUCGUCGGUGGAGCUGGACGUUCCGAUCGCGUUCAACCAGCUGGCGGUGACGGCACUCAAGGAGAGCAAAUCGACGUCGAGAAUAUCCCGCUCGGUGGACAACUACGGGGACAGGGAGGGCAAGGACGGCGGUGGCGGUGGCGGUGAGAAGCGCAACGGCAAGUUUGCGUCGGAUCCAAUUUUAGCGCAGGGACAGCUGCAGAUCGAAACCGGGGCUUUCGACAAGAAUAAGAACUUUUAACAACAACAGCAACAAGGUACGCUAGCGGGUUCCGGGGAGGUAGGACACUUUUGCGCGCGUGUACGUAUGUAUUCAUCACGUAGUAAUCUGUUAUCGAAUUUAUGUAUGGGAAAUAUUUAUUCGGAAUCAAACACGCGUUCAACCUUUUUUUUCCUGUAAAAAUGUAACAGUAGAAUUGGGACUUCAUAAUAUAUAACUAGCUGAAAAAA
This is a messenger RNA of Culex pipiens pallens (northern house mosquito), 2432 nucleotides long. It is a transcript of the gene Uvrag, whose product is annotated as UV radiation resistance-associated gene protein. The transcript is spliced from 6 exons. Gene Ontology annotation, biological process: SNARE complex assembly. NCBI's taxonomy places the organism in Eukaryota, Metazoa, Arthropoda, Insecta, Diptera, Culicidae. Gene Ontology annotation, cellular component: lytic vacuole; endosome. Gene Ontology annotation, molecular function: SNARE binding. The record is from RefSeq and is a predicted model, not a curated record. Bases 205 to 2223 code for a protein of 672 amino acids.